Messenger RNA from Apus apus (common swift), 858 nucleotides. RefSeq names its product sodium voltage-gated channel beta subunit 4 (gene SCN4B). The coding region runs from base 45 to 710 and encodes 221 amino acids. Gene Ontology annotation, cellular component: voltage-gated sodium channel complex; membrane. The record is from RefSeq and is a predicted model, not a curated record. Gene Ontology annotation, biological process: cardiac muscle cell action potential involved in contraction; regulation of sodium ion transmembrane transporter activity; regulation of ventricular cardiac muscle cell membrane repolarization. The transcript is spliced from 5 exons. NCBI's taxonomy places the organism in Eukaryota, Metazoa, Chordata, Aves, Apodiformes, Apodidae. Gene Ontology annotation, molecular function: sodium channel regulator activity; transmembrane transporter binding.
ACAGCCCCGCACAGCCCCGCACAGCCCCGCACCGACCCGCUGCCAUGGCCCCUGACUCGCCCGCCGCCGCGCCGCGCCUGCUGCCAGCGCUCCUGGGUUUGCAUGCCUUGGCCAUCGCCUUCGCCUUGGAGGUGUCGGUGGGGAAGACCAACACUGUGAUGGCCCUCAAUAACUCUGAUGUCCUGCUGCCCUGCACCUUCACCACCUGCAUAGGCUUUCAGGACCUGAUCUUCACGUGGUAUUUCAACUCGACAGAGAUGAUCUUCUCUGGCAAGAUAAAGAGCAAAACCUCGGAGCCCAUCCUCACGAAAAUAAACCCGCGGGUCGAUUUUUUUGGCUCGACAAUCGGGAAGGACAACAACAUCUCCAUCAUCCUGAGGAACGUGGAGUUCAGCGAUGCUGGGAAAUACACCUGCCACGUCAAGAACCCCAAGGAGAAGAACGCACAGCACAAUGCCACCAUCUUCCUCACAGUGGUCCACAAGAUGGUGGAGACAGACAACACUGUGACGUUCAUCAUCGUGGGCGUUGUGGGGGGGCUCAUCGGCCUCCUCAUCCUCUUCAUGCUCAUCAAGAGGGUUGUCCUGUUCAUCAUCAAGAAGACCCAGGAUGGGAAGAAGGAGUGUCUCGUGAGCUCGUCAGGCAAUGACAACACCGAGAAUGGCUUGGCUGGCUCCAAGGCAGAACAAAAAGCUCCACCAAAGGCAUGAAGCAGCAUCUCCCUGGCCCGCCCGGCAGCGGGAGGGUGGGCAGGGGGACCAGCCUUUCCCUCUUGUUUUCUUUCCAAACUGCCAACGCUUGAGACCUGUUUCUAUUUACCCACGUGCCUGCAACCUUGCACUGCUUCUCAGAAAAGAC